CAGCCUCGCGUGACGGUCCCCACGUCGGACCCCUAAACCGCAGGAUCACAGGCAUCCUCACUGGGCCCACGGGCGCGAACGCUGACCUCGCGAGUGUCGCAUCACUAACUGGGGCACUAACCCACGAACCCCGCCAUCACCGACCAACCACUCCAACUCUCCGGUCGCAGGCUUCUGGGACCGCGGAGCCAGGGGCAACCGCAGAAACGCCCUUCUAGAGCGACUUCCGCCCGCGGAACAGGCCCCGCUGCCGGAACUACGGCGGCCGCGAGGCGGGGCUGCGCGCGCCCGCGGAACUACGGCGGCCGCGAGGCGGGGCUGCGCGCGCCCGCGGAACUGCCGCCACGCGGGGCUCCCCGACUGCCGGGCGCUUCGUGGGGACCCGGCGUCCUCGCGGGCGGAUUCGGUCCGCCGGCGGGCUGGAGGGAGUCUGGUGUGGAGAUCGUGGAGAUAGGGGGGAAGUCCCUGGCCUGGCAGAGUCGGGAGCUGCGGGGCAGGGGCUCGUGGCCAGUCCAGUGGGAAGCCCAGGGCACAGGGCUCGUGUUCGCCGCCUUCGGUGCGUGAGUCAUUUCCCACACGAGGACGGCCGGUUGUCAGAGCGGCUCACAAGCCCAGCAUUUAACCCACCUGGUAAGGUCCCCUUGGGCUGUGCUUAUGCCCACGGAUUUCCAGGGCCAUCAGGAUGGUCACAAAGACUCCUCGACCGAACCGGAGUCGGGCUCCGCUGAGCCUUCAUCUCCAGUAGGCCCGACACUGGGCCCUGCCCUGGACUACUUAGUCCGGCUUGAUCGAGAAUCCUACUGAGUCAGCGUAGGGAAAAUCCUUGGUACCGGAUCACCUUUACUGUCCGAGCAAAUUACUCAUCCUCCCCUGCGUUUUUUUUUUUUUUUUUUUUGUAAGAUUUUAUUUAUUUAUUAGCGAGAGAGAGCAUGAGAGGGGGGAGGGUCAGAGGGAGAAGCAGACCCCCCGCCGAGCAGGGAGCCCGAUGCGGGACUCGAUCCCGGGGCUCCGGGAUCAUGACCUGAGCCGAAGGCAGUCGCCUAACCAACUGAGCCACCCAAGCGCCCCUCUCCCCUGCGUUUUUUAUCCUCCUGGCCUGCUUUCGACAAGCAUCCUGGUGAGCCUGUAGGGAGAAUUCCCCCUAGCCUUGUUACUCAGUAAUUUUUUAUCCACCGGCCCUCACUCUGCUCCUUGUCAGUCCACCACCCCCCUUACCCUCGUGUUCAGAGUUGACUCCAGUAUCUCUCCCCUCCAGCAAAACCUCCUUGCAGUAGGCUCUACACCUAUCAUUAUGGUCCUGAAUAAAGAAUGCUUUACUUUUUAACUACGAUCAGAAUGAUUUUUUAAUUUUUUUCUUUAACAAUAAGGAAAUAAAAACAAUAGCUGAGAUAUGUGUGUACCAGAAAUACAGCUUUGUAUGAAAAAUACAGCUUCCAGGAAAUUGAGGCAAAAAGGAAAACUGGGUAAGUAGGGUCUAAAGGCAAAGAAAGAGCUUGGCCACUGUGGGAAGUCAGCCUUUUUCUGACCUCUGAGCUUCCAAGAGGCAGGUGAUGGCUUCUGACCACCUAGGAGCUCCACUGGCCCCUUUUGUCCCAAGUCCCUUUCCUUGACUCCCCCAGAUCUUAGAUCAGCCACUCCUUUGAUGGACACUGAGCCUUUGCAAAUGGCAGGUGUGUAUUCAGUCUGAGGUUACUAAGUAUAAAAUUCAUAGGCUUUGUUCUCUUGAUCAUAUCAUUUGAUCUGUAUUUCCUUUCAGGUUGGUGCAUACAAAGUAUGACUUCCCUGUCAUGUACAAGACCCUGAGGUGGGGCUUGAUCCGGUGCCCAGGGACCUCUUCACCAGGGACUCUUUCAAAACUUCAGUUAAAGUCCACCAGGAACACACCUGUGGUUAAAGAAUUACUAUUAUUAUUUUUUUUUUUUUUAAGAUUUUAUUUAUUUGACAGAGAGAGAGACAGCGAGAGAGGGAACACAAGCAGGGGGAGUGGGGGAGGGAGAAGCAGGCGUCCCGCGGAGCAGAGAGCCUGAUGUGGGGCUCAAUCCCAGGAUGCUGGGAUCAUGACCUGAGCCGAAGGCAGACGCUUAACGACUGAGCCACCCAGGUGCCCCAACAAUUACUAUUAUUGCAGUAAGGAACAACAACAUCAUGGGGAAUUAUGAGAAGUCUAAAUAAAGAGGAGUUAGGAAGAAGCUAUUAUAGGAUUUGAGCUUUGGAUGAUUUGGGGUAGAAUCUCAAGUUGUGGGGAGUUUGCUCUAGGUUGGAUGCUGUCAGAAAGUAAGGCAAUGUGGUGACUAUUUUGUGGAUGGCACUGCAUUCUGUUUUUGUCUGUGCUUAGCAUUAUGAAGUGUCCUUGUGUUUGUUGCAAUUUAUGGUCUCAGAGUAAUCUCUCUCUUUUUUAAAGAUUUAUUAGAGAGAGAGUGCAAGUGGAGGGAGGGGCAGAGGGAGAGGGAGAGAGAGAAUCUCAAGCAGACUCCCCAGUGAGCGCAGAGCCCAACAUGGGUCUCAGUCUCACAACCCUGAGAUUAUGACCUGAGCCAAAACCAAGAGUCUGACGCUUAACUGACUGAGCCACCCAGGCGCCCCAUUAAAAAAAUUUUUUUUAAAGAUUAUUUAUUUACUUAGAUAGAGAGAGGGCAGAGAUAGCAAGAGAGAGCAGGAGAGGGGAGGAGAGGGAGAAACAGGCUCCCUGCUGAGUAGAGAGCUGUAUGUAGGGCUCCAUCCCAGGACCUGGGGAUCAUGACCUGAGCUGAAGGCAGACACUUUGAGCCACUCAGGCACCCCUAAUUUUUUUUUAAAGAUUUAGGUCUCAGAGUAAUCUUGUAUGAAAUUAGUAUUUUGUGAGAUUGUUAUGUCUUAACAGUUGAGGACAAAAUGGCCUGAGUGUCAGACCAAUUUGUAAUAACAUUGAAGCCUAACUAUGAAGCAAAUGUUGGCAGAAUUGAAGGGAGAAAUACAGUCCUACAAUAAUAGUUGAAGACUUAACACUCCACUUAAAACAAGCCUUAAGACUAAAAAAAAAAAAAAAAAAAAGGCUGACAAGUCCAGUUUGACAAAGAAAUGGUUUAUUAAGGGGACUAUGGACAAAAGCAUGACUUGGGCACUGCAAGAUGAGUAGAUCUCUGCAAUACCACAAAUAGAUCCACAUCAAUAUAGUCAGCUGAUUUUUCACAAAAGAGCCAUGGGGCAAAGAUAGUCUUUUCAACAAAUGGUGCUGGAACAACCAGACACACACACACACAAGCUUAGACAAAGACUUGACUCAGUUCACAAAAGUAAAUCAAAAUAAAGAACUAAAUGUAAAAUGGAAAACCACAAAAUUCUCAAAAGAUAACAUAGGGUAUGACAAUGACUGUUUACAAUACCAAAGGCCUAUCCAUUAAAGAAAAAAUUGGUAAGAUAUAUUUUAUUAAAAUUAAAACUUAUGCUUUCAAAAGACAAUGUUAGGAGAAUGAAAAGACAAGCCACACACUGGGAGAAAAUAUAUGGAAGACACAUCUGUUAAAGGAUCGUUCUAAAAAAGACAAGUUUUGAAACUCAACAAUAAGAAAACAACCUGAUUUUAAUGAGCUAAAGACCUUAACAGACACCUCCCCAAAGAAGAUAGACAGAUGGCAAAUAAACACAUGAAAAGAUGCUUCACAUCAUAUGUCAGCAGGGAAAUGCAAAUUAAAACCAUAAUGAGAUACUACUACACAUGUAUUAGAAUGACUAAAAUCCAGAAUACUGACAAAAAUCAAAUGCUGACAAGGAUGUGGAGCAAAGGAACUCUCAUUUAUUGCAGAUGGGAAUGCAAAAUGGGAUAGCCACUUCGGAACACUGUGACAGUUUCUCACAAAACUAAAUAUACCCAAAGGAGGUGAGAACUUAGGCCCACAAAAAAACCUGCACAUGGAUUUUUUUUUUUUUUAAAGAUUUUAUUUAUUUGAGACAGAGAGAAUGAGAGACAGAGAGCAUGAGAGGGAGGAGGGUCAGAGGGAGAAGCAGACUCCCCGGAGCAGGGAGCCCGAUGCGGGACUCGAUGCGGGAUUUGAUCCCGGGACUCCAGGAUCAUGACCUGAGCCGAAGGCAGUCGCUUAACCAACUGAGCCACCCAGGCGCCCCUGCACAUGGAUAUUUAUGGCAGCUUUAUUCAUAAUUGUCAAAACUUGUUAGCAAUCAAGAUGUCCUUUGGUAGGUGAAUGGAUAAAUAAACUGGUACAUCUAGGCAAUGGAGUAUUAUUUAGUGCUGAAAAGAAAUGAGCUUUCAAGCCAUGAAAAAUUUGGAGGAAACUUAAGUGCAUGUUACUAAGUGAAAGCCAAAGUCUAUAUACUAUAGGAUUCCAACUAUAUGACAUUCUGGAAAAGGCAAAACUAGGAAAAAGGUAAAUGGUUUCCAGGGGUUGAGGUAGGGGAAGGGAUGAAUAGUCACAUAGGAUUUUCAGAGGGUACCAUAAUGAUGGAUACUUGUCAUUAUAUAUUUGUCCAAACUCCUAGACUGUAUAACACAGAGUGAACCAUAAUGUAAACUAUGGACUUUGGGGGCAUAUGAUAUGUCAGUAUAGGUUUGUCAGUUGUAACAGAUGUACAACUCUAGUGGAAGAUAUUAAUAAUAGGGAGAGGCUAUGCAUGGAUGAAAGCUCGGAGUAGACAGGCAAUAUCUGUACCUUCUCAAUUUUGCUGUGAAGUUUAAACUGUUCUAAAAAAAUUAAAUUCUUUUUUAAAAAGAUUUUAUUCAUUUAUUUGACACAGAGAGAGAGAGCUCGCACACACCAAGUGCACACACAAGCAGGGGGAAGGGCAGGCAGAGGGAGAAGCAGGCUCCUGGCUGAGCAGAGAGCCCAUGCGGGGCUGGAUCCUAGGACCCUAGUAUCAUGACCUGAGCUGAAGGCAGAUGCUCAAACUGCUGAGCCACAAGGUGCCCUAAAAAAAUUAAAUUCUUUUAAAAAGUUCCUUUCUUUUCCUUUUAACACACAUAGGAUAAGUAGAGAUGUUCUCUCAUUUCUGCUAUUAAUAAUUUUGUCCUCUUUUUUUUCUUAGUUACCCUGGCAAGGAGCUUAUCAAUUCUAUUGAUAUUUUCAAAGAGAUAGCUGUUGGUUUUACUGAUUUUCUCUAUUUUUUUUUAAAGAUUUUUUAUUUUAUUUAUUUGACAGAGAGAGACACAGCGAGAGAGGGAACACAAGCAGGGGGAGUGGGAGAGGGAGAAGCAGACUCCCUGCUGAGCAAGGAGCCUGAGGCGGGACUCGAUCCUGGGACUCCAGGAUCAUGACCUGAGCCGAAGGCAGUUGCUUAACCAACUGAGCCACCCAGGCGCCCCAUCUAUUUUUUUUUUUUUAAAGAUUUUAUUUAUUUGACAGAGAGAGACACAGCGAGAGAGGGAACACAAGCAGGGGGAGCGGGAGAGGGAGAAGCAGGCUUCCCGUGGAGCAAGGAGCCUGAUGCGGGGCUUGAUCCCAGGAUCCUGGGAUCAUGACCUGAGCUGAAGGCAGACGCUUAACGACUGAGCCACCCAGGCGCCCCUGAUUUUCUCUAUUAAUAUCCUGUUUUUAGUUUCAUUUAUUUCUACUUUAACAUUAUUUUUUUCUGCUUCCAUUAGUUUUAUCUGGCUCCUCUUUCUCUAAUUUCCUAAGAUGGAAGUUUAGAUUAUUGAUUUUAACUAUUUUUCCCUUCUAAUCAAUGCCUUCAAUACCAUAUAUUCCCUAUAACCACUACUUUUGCUGAAUUUCAGAAUUUUUUAUAAAUGAUAUUUUCAUCAUUUAAUUUAAAAUAUUUUUGAAAAACUCUCUUGAGACUUAUUUUUUGAUGCAUGUGUUAUUUAGAGCUGUGUUCUCAGUCUUCAGAUAUUUUGGGAUUUUCCAGCUCCUUCUCUGUUACUGAUUUUUAGUUUAAUUUCAUUGUUUUCUGAGAACAUGCUUUGUAUGGUUUAUAUUCCUUGGAAUUUGUUAAGAUGUGUUUAAUGGCCCAGAAUGUGGUGUAUCUUGGUGAAUGUUUCAUGUGGGCUUGAGAGUAAUGUGUAUCACAUUGUUGGAUGAAUUAUUUUUAUAAAUGUCAACUAGAUCCAAUGGAUUGAUGGUGCUGUUCAGUUCAAAUAUAUCACUAUUGAUUUUCAGCCUGCUGGGUCUGUCAAUUGCUGAUAGAGGAGUAUUGAAGUCUCCAAUUAUAAUAUUGGAUUUGACUAAUUUGACUAAUUAGAAUUUGACUAAUUCUCCUUGCAGUUUUUGACUGACAUAUUUUAGUGCUUUUUUCUUAGGCUCAUACACAUUGAAGAUUGUUAUGCCAUCUUGAAUAAUUGACCCCUUUAUUAUUAUGUAUUAUAUGUCAUUAUGUAAUGCCCUUUUUAUCACUGAUAAUUUUCCUUCUUUUGAAGUCAGACUUGUCUCAAAUAUAGCUACUUUAACUUUCUUUUGUUUAGUGUUAUUUAGCAUACUAUGGCUUUCUCCAUUACUUUUAAUCUAUUUGUGUCUUUUUUUAGUAACUGAGUUUGAAUUCAUCCCCCAGCUUUAUUGAGAUCUAGUUGACAUAUAACAUUGUGUAAGUUUAAGAUAUACAAUAUGAUGAUUUGGUGCACAUAUAUAUUAUAAAACUAUUAUAAAAAUAAGGUUAGUUAACACAUCAAUUAUCUCACAUAAUUACCAUUUUUAUUGAGAUAUAGUGCACAUAUAACAUUACAUUAGUUUCAGGUGUACAAUAUUAUUUGCUCUAUGUAUAUAUUGCAAAGUGAUCACCAUUAUAAGUCUAGUUAACAUCUGUCACCACACAGUUAUAUAUAUAUAUAUUUUACAGUGAGGACUUUUACAUUCUACCCUCUUAGCAACUUUCAAAUAUGCAGUACUGUAUUACUACAGUCAUCAUGCUGUGCAUUACAUCCCCAGGACUUUCUUAUUUUAUAAGUGGAAGUUUGCACCUUUUGAAGACCUUCACUCUGCACUCCCCUAACCACCGAUCUAUUCUCUGUAUCUAUGAAUUCAGUAUUUUUUUUCAUUUUUUAGAUUCCAAAUAUAAGUGAGAACGUACAAUAUUUGCCUUUUUCUGACUUAUUUGACUUAGCAUAAUACCCUCAAGGUCCAUCCAUGUUGUUGCAAAUGGCAGAAUUUCCUUCUUUUUGUCGCCAAGUAUUCCACUGUAUGUAUGUACCUCAUUAUCCAUUCAUGCAUUGAUGAACACUUAGGUUGUUUACAUUUUGGCUGUUGUGAAUAAUGCUACAAUGAACACAGGGGGCCAGAUAUCUCUUCCGGAUACUCAUUUCAGCUUAUUGUUUUCUCUAUUGUUUUUCAAUUUCAUUGUUUCUGCUCUUCAUUAUUUCCUUCUUCCUUUUUUAGUUUAUUGAGGUGGGAGUGUAGGUAAUCGAUUUGAGAAUUUUCUUCUUUUGUAAUGUAAACCUUUAAAAUUUUUCUCUGGUACAGAAUUUCCUCUCACCACUGCCUUAGCUACAACCUACAAACUUUGAUAUGUUGUGUUUUCAUUUUCAUUCAUUUCAAUGUGUUUUUUAAAUAAGAUUUUAUUUAUUUAUUUGACAGAGAGACACAGCCAGAGAGGGAGCACAAGCAGGGCGAGUGGGAGAGGGAGAAGCAGGCUUCCUGCUCCAUCCCAGGACCCCGGGAUCAUGACCUGAGCCGAAGGCAGACGCCUAACGACUGAGCCACCCAGGCGCCCCAUUUCAAUGUAUUUUAAAAAUCUUGAGACUUCCCCCUUUGGCCCAUGGAUUACUUCGAACUCUGUUGUUUAAUUUACAAGUGUUAACUUCCUGUCAUCUUUCCGUUCCUGAUUUUUUUUUAAGAUUUUAUUUAUUUGCUUGAUAGAGAUAGAAGGAGAGCACAAGCAGGUGGAGUGGCAAGCAGAGGGAGAGGGAGAAGCAGGCUCCCCGCUGAGGAAGGACCACCCCCAACAUGGAGCUCGACCCCACGACUCUGGGAUCAUGACCUGAGCCGAAGAUGGCUGCUUAACCGACUGAGCCAUCCAGGCGCCCCUGUUCCUGAUUUCCACUUUGAUUCUACUGUGUCCAGAGAGCAUAGCCUGUAUGAUUUCGGUUCUUAAAUUUGAUAUGUUUUAUGACACAGGUUAUGAUACAUCUUGGUAUAUGCUCCAUGGGCGCUUGAGUAGAGUGUGUAUCUUGCUGUUUUGGGGCGAAGUGUUCGUAACUGCUGAUUGGCUCAGUGGUGGUGUUGAGCACACAGGAGCAUGCAGAAAGGCACCGGGGGGCCUUGACUCCGGUUGUUUCCUGGCCUACUCCUAGAGUAGUACCUCACUUGCCACAUUUCCCCCUGACAACUCUGAGCUACACAGUCUUUACGUCACUUCAACAUGGCCGCCCGCAGGUCUGAGUGGCUACCGGGCGCCGCCAUGUCGGCGCCGAGUCAGCCAUUUGGCGGGGGCCGAUUUGAGCAGAGAGCCAUGUUGAGUCCGGGAGACCUGCCGCCGAGCACCCGCUACUGAGCAUGCGCACACCCAGGCGGCGGCGUAAGGGAUCCCGCAGGAACCCGGAGGGAGUGAGAAAGGAAGUCGGACAGGUUUAGUCACCACCUGAGGUAAAUGGCCACUGUCUUGAGAGAGCUUGGGUGAGGGGCAGGUGAGUGCAGCGACGGGAACAUCGGGAGUUGACCCGUGGAAAGUCUCUGAUGUCUAUCUCUGCCUCUUUCCCAGAAGAGCCAGAAAUGACCAAGUCCCUGGGAUCAGUGUCCUUCAAGGAUGUAACAGUAGACUUCAGCAGGGAGGAGUGGCAACAAUUGGACCUUGCCCAGAAAAGCCUGUACAGAGAUGUAAUGCUGGAAAACUAUUUCAACUUGAUCUCAGUGGGGUGUCAAGUUCCCAAAGCAGAAGUCAUCUUCAGUUUGGAGCAAGAAGAGCCAUGUCUGCUGGAUGGUGAAAUCUCAAGCCACAGCUUUCUUGAUGGGGAUAUUGGUUUUGAAACUUCACAGCAGGGAAUGUCUGAAGAAGUUUCAAACCAGUUUGAGAGAAUUAAUUUCUUUACAGGAGAUGACCCAUAUUCCAUUUUAGAAGAUUUGUGGCAAGAUGAUAAACAGAGAGGGAGAUGUGAGGAAAACCAGAACACAGGUGUAACACAAGUUACCUUUAUCAACAAGGGAGCACUAUUUAAUGAGAGAGACUGUGAAUAUAAGGACAGUGGGAAAAUUGCUCAUGUAAACACAUACCUUGUUCCUGCAAGAAAAAGACUCCAGAACUAUGAAUCAUUUGGAAGGAGUUUGAAGCCUAUUGUAAGCUUAUGUGAUUAUAGAAACAAUGCAAGAGGAAAUCCUGAUAAGAUUAUUGGAUAUGGUAAUAUUUUCACUCAUAUGAAUUCUCAUACAGAAACGAAUGCUUGUGAAUAUAACCAGUGUAAGAAACUUCUGAGUCAUAAGCAAGCUCUCAUUCAACAUCAAAAAAUUCAUACUGAGGAGAAUCUCAAUUUAUUUUCUGAUUAUGUAAAAAUUUUCACCCAGAAGCCACACCUCUUUGCACAUCAAAGUAUUUGUGCUGAAGAGAAACAGCAUGAAUGCAGCAAAUGUGAGGUAGUCUUCACUCAGAAGCCCCAACUUGCUGUACCUCAGAAGGCUUUUGUAGGAGGGAAACCCUGUACACGCACUGAAUAUGAGAAGGACUUGUCUCUCAAGUCAAAUCAUGAGAAAACUUACACUGAGGAGAAUCACUGUAAAUGCAAUGAAUAUGGAAAAGCUUUUAUCCAGAAGUCAGAUCUGUUCAGAUGCCAAGGAAUUCAUAUUGGAGAAAAACCCUAUGAAUAUAGUAAAUGUGGGAAAAAUGUCUCUCAGAAUUCAAACUUCAGUGUACAUAAAAAAAUCCAUACUGGAGAGAAACACUUUGAAUGUACUGAAUGUGGAAAAGCCUUCACAAGGAAAUCAACUCUAAGUAUGCAUCAGAAAAUUCAUACAGGAGAAAAACCCUAUGUAUGUACCGAAUGUGGGAAAGCCUUUAUCCGGAAGUCACAUUUUAUUACACAUGAGAGAAUUCAUACUGGAGAGAAACCUUACGAAUGCAGUGACUGUGGAAAGUCCUUUAUAAAGAAGUCACAACUCCACGUGCAUCAGCGAAUUCACACAGGAGAGAAUCCCUUUAUAUGUACAGAAUGUGGGAAGGUCUUCACUCACAAGACAAAUCUCAUUAUACACCAGAAAAUUCAUACUGGAGAGAGACCUUAUAUAUGUGCCGAAUGUGCAAAGGCCUUUACUGACAGGUCAAAUCUCAUUAAACACCAAAAAAUUCAUACUGGAGAGAAACCCUAUAAAUGCAGUGAUUGUGGAAAAUCAUUCACCUGGAAGUCACGGCUCAGGAUACAUCAGAAAUGCCACACUGGAGAGAGACAUUAUGAAUGCAGUGAGUGUGGGAAAGCCUUCAUCCAAAAGUCAACACUAAGUAUGCAUCAGAGAAUUCACAGAGGAGAAAAACCCUAUGUUUGUACUGAAUGUGGGAAGGCCUUCUUCCACAAAUCACAUUUUAUUUCCCAUGAGAGAAUUCAUACUGGAGAGAAACCUUAUGAAUGCAGUGAUUGUGGGAAAUCCUUCACAAAGAAGUCACAACUCCAUGUACAUCAGCAAAUUCACACAGGAGAGAAACCCUAUAGAUGUGCUGAGUGUGGAAAGGCCUUCACUGACAGAUCAAAUCUCUUUACACACCAGAAAAUUCAUACUGGGGAGAAACCCUAUAAAUGUAGUGACUGUGGAAAAGCCUUCACUCGAAAGUCAGGCCUCCAUAUACAUCAGCAGUCUCAUACUGGAGAGAGACACUAUGAGUGCAGUGAAUGUGGGAAAGCCUUUGCAAGAAAAUCAACACUAAUUAUGCAUCAGAGAAUUCAUACAGGAGAGAAACCCUAUAUUUGUACAGAAUGUGGGAAGUCCUUCAUCCAGAAAUCACAUUUAAAUCGGCAUCGGAGAAUUCAUACUGGAGAGAAACCCUAUGAAUGCAGUGACUGUGGGAAGGCCUUCAUUAAGAAGUCACAACUCCAUGAACAUCAUCGAAUUCACACAGGAGAGAAACCAUUUAUAUGUGCUGAGUGUGGAAAAGCCUUCACCAUCAGAUCAAAUCUUAUUAAACACCAGAAAAUUCAUGCUAAACAGAAACCCUAUAAAGGCAGUGACUUUAGGAAAGCCUUAAACUGGAGACCACAGCUCAGUAUACAUCAGAAAUCAGAUUCUGGGGAAGUAGAGUGCCCAGUGCCACAAUCGUGGUGUGGGGAUACAAAGUAGUGAGAGGAUACAGCUUGACUAAGAAGCAGGAGGUAAUCAAAGCCACCUUACGUCUGGUCAGAAGUAUGAAUGUCUGGAUCACAGAGCUGAUGUCGUUUUAUGUGUGAGGGAGACACUUUGAAGAAAGUGUUUAAGCAAUGUGUGAUGGCCAUGCUUAACUACUGGACAGAUACUGGGAUUGUCAAUCCCCUGCAAAUAAUAGUAAAUAUGCAAGGAGAGAACUUGGCAAUCUUGUUUCAUGUUAUGGAUAAGCAGCUUUAUAAAUUCAGGGCUGUAUUUGAUAUUGACCAAAGGAAUUUCUUAAUGAGUAGAGUGCUAAGAAAAUUUUUAAUUGUUUAAGGAUGCUGAAAUGAAAGCAAAAGUAUGGACAAUUCAGGUCUAUAAUGAAGAAAAGCCAAAAGUUUUUGUAAAAAUUGACAUUAUUAAAGACACAAAGAAAGGA
Molecule: messenger RNA, 11613 nt
Organism: Mirounga angustirostris (Northern elephant seal)
Lineage: Eukaryota; Metazoa; Chordata; Mammalia; Carnivora; Phocidae
Gene: ZNF484
Product: zinc finger protein 484
Exons: 5
Coding region: 8592-11171 (859 amino acids)
Biological process (GO): regulation of transcription by RNA polymerase II
Cellular component (GO): nucleus; chromatin; transcription regulator complex
Molecular function (GO): RNA polymerase II cis-regulatory region sequence-specific DNA binding; DNA-binding transcription factor activity, RNA polymerase II-specific
Source: RefSeq, a predicted model, not a curated record